UACUUAUUAUUUUUGUUUAUUAUUUUUUUUUGUUGUGACUAACAAUCAAUCAAUCAGUCAAUGCUUUUUUGAUUAUCACUAUAGUGUUGACCACCGAUUGUGACCAACGAUUGUGAUCACCACAAGUUUAAUGCAGACGAAGAAGAAGAUAUCAUAACCAUAACAAUGAAUGGACAACAAUAUGUCGUCGAUUACAAUGAUUUGAUGUCUUCGGACGAUUCAAGCGAUGAUAAUUACAACUAUCUGACAGCUCUGGACAAUAUCAACUGGAAGUGUCAGCCGAUUACAGCAGCCGACGACGAUGACUACGACACCGAUAUCAAUAAUACUACAACCGAUAGACUGGCGGCGGCGACGGCAAACACCAAUGGACGGCAAACGACAACAACCAACAACAGGCCAGCCAUUGCCGUCAAUAGCCGAAGUAACCGAACAGAUGGUCUAUUGAGAGAUAUGAUGGCAUCCAAUAAAGAUAGUAAUAAUGUCGUCAAAAAUAAGACAACAACGAUGACGACGACGACGACUAAUGAUAAUAACAAGAAAGACGGUGUCGUCGGCGUCGGUAAUCAUACACAACAACAACAACAAGAUAUUGAAAACAAUGACCACAUGGAAGAAGACAUUGACAUUGCUAUCCCUACUGUCGUCGUCGCUGACAAUAGACGUGUUGAUGAUAAUAGACGUGACAAUAGAGCUAAUGAUAAUAGAAGUGAUAAUCGAGGGAUCAAUAGUAUGGGUACUACUGAUAGACCUAAUGGUAGUAAUAAUAAUAAUAAUAAUAAAAGACAAAAAAUUACAACUAAUGUCAAACAAAGUGAGUAUUCAGUUCAAGAAGUGUUGAACCGAAAGAAAGCCAAUCACGAGAAAUGUGUGGUCAAUAACAACAAGAAGACUGAUCUGAAUCGUGUCGUCCAAAGUGAACGUACAUUUGGUAAAGCUUUUUCGCCGACAGUCUAUGCACCCGAAGUACCGGUAAUGAGAGGUCCGGUACCGCCAUUGACCGGUCUGACCGGUAAUAAGCGACGAUCGUUGACACUCAACGAAAAUGUCUGCGAAUCCAAAUACAGUCCCGAUUCAGUGUUGGCCAUCAUAUUGGACUGGAAUACCAAAUGGCUAUCCGAAUGUGUGGCCAACGAAGUGCCGCCACCGUUGAGUCCAUACGGCGACGGAUGCGGUGUACAGAUAUCCUACGACUCACUCGAAGAAUACCAAUCAGCUUACAUACCGUUAUUAUUGUUUGAAACGUGGGCUCAAAUAUUUGAUGAGUUCAACAAUAGUAAAUCCAGACAACAAUCCCAACAACAACAACAAACAUAUCGGGCAGUGAUUAAUCCGGAAUAUUCAUCUGAUGAACAUUUUAUUACCAUUAGUUUCCAGACACUAGCGCACAGAUCUAAGCUGAAGACCCAGUGUUAUCCUACUGAAGGUCAUCUAAUUAUUGUCGAUCUGGUCAUCGAUAUCGGUGCCAACAAUGAAAAACGAAAGAUAUCGGUGUUCGGCUAUGUUAGCGACUAUUCAAAAGAACCGAUAACACCGACAACAAUGACAUUCCCGGGUCUAGCAGUUUCAGGUAAAGGAUCAAACAAUCAGAUGCUACUGAAGUAUACAGUGUUUUUGAUGGCCAAACCAUUGAGGCUUAACUGUAAAGAAGGUAUUACUUUUCGCGAUGUCUACUAUCUGAAGCCGACUUUGCGUCAAAUUGAACUGAUCUCCAGUCUGAACACUUGUCAACUGUUCAAAGACAUACUCAAACCGCGAUCGUUCACCUGUCAGGUAGUGGUGCCGACAAACAUAACAAUGGAUACGACAAACUUUAACGAAUCGCAAAUCCGGGCAAUUCAUGGCAGCUGCGAAAUCAUUAGCCGUCCCUACGCUGUUCCCAAAGUACUGCUAAUACAGGGACCGCCGGGUACGGGAAAGACACAUACGCUUAUAGGUAUAAUCAAACGUAUUUACAUGAAAUGCGAUUCAGUGGACCGAUUGCCGCGAAUAUUGAUCUGUGCGCCGUCUAAUGGUGCCGUCGACGAGAUUACCCGACGACUCUAUAGGGAACGGGAGUUUCUUAGGCGACACAAGUGUCGCCGAGCGCUACGCUGUGUACGAGUGGGUAAACCGUCGCAAAUGCACGAAGAAGUACGUAAGAUAUCGUUGGACGCCCUCAUCGAUGAUAAUAUGGAAAAAGAGGUUAAGAAGUUGACUGAUGAACGUAACAAACAGAUGAAAGAUAUUGAAAAAAGGAUAUCGCAGUUGGAACAGGAAAAUGCCAAUCUUCGGGUAGAAAAUCGUAAACAAGAACUGCUGAGGAAUGACAAAGAGAUGGCCGAUUUGGUUAUCAAAUUGGAAAAACUGAGUUCUUCGCGAACAAAGACUGUCGAACACAAUAAGAAUCGAAUAAAAUUGGAAAUUAUGGACAAAGCGGACAUUAUUUUGGUUACAUUGAAUAGUAGCCAUUCCUCGUCGAUAGAGACACUGUACCACAACUACCGGGAGGGGACGUUCAACUGUGUUAUCGUUGACGAAGCGUCGCAGUGUAGCGAACCGGAACUGUUGAUGCCGUUGGCCUAUCGGAUGACCAAAAUGAUACUCAUUGGUGAUCCGAAACAAUUGCCGGCCACUGUUAUCUCGAAGAAGGCCCACAGUCUCCGAUUGGGUCGAUCGUUGUUCGAACGGUUUUUCGACUUUUUUGCCGAUAUUGAACGCAAAGAACCCGACCAUAAGUCGCCGAUACUGAUGCUCAACGAACAGUACCGAAUGCAUCCGCAGAUUUGCGAAUUUCCAUCGCAACAGUUCUAUUCGUCACUGUUGAAGACCAGCGAUAAGCUGAAGAAUGCUCGCGAUUUCAAACUCAAACCGUACAUUGUUUUCGAUGUUACCGAUACUGUCGAAAAUAAAUCCGAUCCGACAAACAAAUACAACGAAUUGGAAGCCGAAUUUGUUUUGCGAGUGAUCAACAUUAUCGAUAAGAUCUUAAUACCGAAAUCAGUAUCCAGUAGUGGUGGCGGCGGCAGCGGUAGCGCCGCCAAUGGUCAUCGAUAUAGUGUCGGUAUUAUUACACCAUAUAGUGGCCAGAAAAAUUUCAUCAACCGAAAACUAGAGAACAAACAUUUGAAUAUCAAUAUCGAUGUCAAUACUGUCGAUGGAUUUCAGGGCCAGGAAAGGGAUCUGAUUAUACUGUCCUGUGUUCGGGCAUUUGAUAAACAAAACAAUAGCAACAACUCAUACAAUAGUAUAGGUUUUAUGAAUUCAUUGCAGCGGAUGAAUGUCGCCCUCACGAGAGCCAAAUACACGAUGAUUGUCUGUAUAUCUGGUCGAUCCUUGGAGUGCGACCCGAACUGGAAGGCACUUAUCGAUAAUGCCGUCAAACGGAUUACAAGAUAUAAGGUUCCGUCGACUCUGGGCGAAGACAAACUGAAAAAAAUGCUUAAAACUAUUGAACUCAUUGAUUGUGAUUAG
Molecule: messenger RNA, 3453 nt
Organism: Oppia nitens
Lineage: Eukaryota; Metazoa; Arthropoda; Arachnida; Sarcoptiformes; Oppiidae
Product: probable helicase senataxin
Exons: 1
Coding region: 166-3453 (1095 amino acids)
Biological process (GO): termination of RNA polymerase II transcription
Cellular component (GO): nuclear body
Molecular function (GO): transcription termination site sequence-specific DNA binding; helicase activity; ATP hydrolysis activity
Source: RefSeq, a predicted model, not a curated record